GAAGAAUUCAACAAGACGACAUUUAUAAACUACUAUCGCACGGUAAAGGAGUUUAAGAAACCAUUUGAAUCAGCGGACUCACCCGUUCGAAAAGCUGGUUUGUCACUCGUUUCCAUAGAAACCAAAGUGGUAUCCUGCCCUUACAGAGAAAAAUGGCUCAAGAACGGUGGUGAUCCUAAAGCGCACGCGCGUUGGUUCAUUCCUACGACAAGGACUUGGAGCAAUGCAACAUUUAUGUCUGGCCUCUCGGACUCUCGCUCUCAAGAGGAGAAGGACGCCAUUGUUGAUGAAUUCUUCAAACGUUACGAAGAUCUUGUUGCCAAGCAUCCGGAGGAUCAUGGGAUGGAUUACGUUCAUGCCUACAUAGUUAUCGCGAAGAACUGACUCACAAAUGUCACUUGAUUUCGAUUACAAACAACUGAAACACUCUCGCUCGAUGAGUUCAUAAGUUCUAUUAGAUAUAAGUUGUCAUGCUGUUGGAUUUUUUGUUUUUCAACGUCUGGAAUCGUUAGAAAAAAAAUGUUGGUUUAUUUUGCUCUCUGGAGCUCAGCUACUGAAUCCAAUCCUUCAUUUGACAGGCUCGCUAUUUUCGAUGGUCGAUUAAAAAAAUACUGUACUGUUUGAAGAGAAAGAAAAUUUCUUCGGCAAAACGUCUCCCGAACAAACAUUCUAAAGAAUUUGUUGAUGAACCCACAAGCACCACCCUGUUUGAUGCCACUCCCUUGUCGCCUAAAAUGUCUCUUUACAGUUAGCCUUCGUUCCUUACUGUCUGGAAAAAAUAACUUCUUCACUGUACACCAUCUUAAAGCAUCAAGCAAAUCAUUUUCCUUGUUCA
Molecule: messenger RNA, 835 nt
Organism: Stylophora pistillata
Lineage: Eukaryota; Metazoa; Cnidaria; Anthozoa; Scleractinia; Pocilloporidae
Molecular function (GO): methyltransferase activity
Source: RefSeq, a predicted model, not a curated record